Messenger RNA from Acanthochromis polyacanthus (spiny chromis), 4844 nucleotides. RefSeq names its product family with sequence similarity 184 member Ab (gene fam184ab). Lineage: Eukaryota; Metazoa; Chordata; Actinopteri; Pomacentridae. The record is from RefSeq and is a predicted model, not a curated record. The transcript has 23 exons. The coding region runs from base 427 to 3903 and encodes 1158 amino acids.
CUCCCAUCCUACGUGAAUGCAGCAUAAAGUGUUGAGGUGAUCCAUGGCAACAGAGGAGCAGCAGCCAACCGCUGAGCCUGUCCUCCACACUCAGACCUCAUCUCCACUCACUCUCCGUUAAUGUAGCCGGAAUGCACCGAGCAGGAAUCACUCUGAACGGCUCCCGUUGACAAAUUUCGGUAUCAAGGUGACCGACCGGGAGCCGAGCAGCUGCCUGACAAGCGCUCCACAUCAGCGCCAGGUGACAGAGCCCGGACACGCACCUCGGAGCGCGGCAAAUGGACACAUUUCAGCGGACAACAUGCCUCGGAUAAGAAACCUACACCGUCCCGGUCCUCUCCGCCGCUCGCCGCUGUCUCAUUAGCACCGUCCAGUUUGUUGUUGCUGUCCGUAUCUCUCUCAAGCAUCUGAGGCAUCAUCGUGAAGAUGGCGACUGGGUCGGGUUGGCAGCAGUAUUACUGCCCUGCCGGUCAGGGGAAAUUUACUUCGUCCUCGGCAACCAGCAUGUCCUUUCAGUCCGGCAUCGCCAUGGAAUAUACCCAAGACCUGCACCUGAAGAUGAGCAAGAAAAUCGCACAGCUAACAAAGGUGAUCUAUGCACUGAACACAAAAAAUGAUGAACAUGAGGCAGCCAUCGCCACUCUGAAGGAGGCGCAUGAAGAGGAGGUGCAGCAGAUUCUUUCUGAGACCAGGGAGAAGAUACUGCAGUACAAGAGCAAGAUCAGCGAUGAGAUGGACCUGAAGAGGCGGAUCCAGUCUCUGGAGGAGUCCAUGGAGCUCCAUGAGAGGAUGAAGAGGCAGGCGCUGGCCGAGUUCGAGAGCUACCGCCAGAGAGUGGAGGACAUGCAGCUCUGCACCGAGGCUCAGCACACACAGCGUGUGGUGUCCAUGUCGAGGGAGGUGGAGGAGAUGCGGCGAUCCUUUGAGGAGAAGCUGCGUACAUUCAGCCAAGCCCAGGCCCAGUUUGAACAGGAGAAGAAGGUUGCUCUGGAAGAGCUGAAGGGUCAGCACAGACAAGAGAUCCAGGAGCUCCUUCGCAGCCACCAGAGCCAAAACGCCAACUACAGUAAAGACCAGGAGAAACUGGGACAGCUCCAUAAAGCCGAGGUGGAUUCUCUGACGGAGCGGGUGGAGGAACUCAAACAGGACAAGAAGAGACUGGUGGAGGAGUACGAGGCCAAACUGAGCAAGGCUCAGGCUUUUUAUGAACGUGAGCUGGAGGCCAUGAAGAGAACCCAGCAGCUGACCGCCGACAACCUGUUGGCGUGGAAACGCACCGAGGCUGAGCUGCGGCGGGAGUUUCAGAGUCAGGAGGCGGCGCUCCAGAAAACCCUCGGAAAACUGAGGACUGAGCUGGCCAGGGUAACAGAUGAGGCUCGGGAAAACAGAGAGAAGUCCCACAAGCUACAGGCAUCACUUACUGCUGCAGAGAGCUCUGUCAAGGAUUUAACCAAGCAGCUGGAUGAGGUGACCCAGAACUCAGAGAUUGUAGAGAUCCGUCAGAAGGAGGCUGAGUGUGAACUAGAGGCAGCCAGAGACCGAGUUCAGCAGCAAGCUACGGAAAUACUCCUCAAAGCCAGUCAGAUCAGCAGCCUGCAGGCCACCCAGAUGACCCAGGAAGCAGCCAUCAGGGACCUGGACAACGAGCGCAGCCGGCUGAAGGACAAGGUGCUGAGGAUGGAGGAGGAGAGAGAGGCCCUGCAGAGCCAGAGCCAAGCCCUGGAUGAAAGGCAGAAGCAGCAGAUCCAGUCCCUGGAGAAGACCCUGCGUGAGGAGAAGUCGUCCCACGAGAAGGACAUGAGCAAUGUGCGAGGUCGAUAUGAAGAGGAGACCAGCCAGAUGAAGGAGAGCCAGGCUCGAGCUCUGGAGGAAGUCGGCAAGAAGCACAGAGUGACCCUGGAGAACGCUCUCAACAGCGCUGAGAAGGACAAGAACCGCCUGCUGGCUGAGCUGGAGCAGCAGUUUGAGAGGGAGCGCCUCUCCCUGGAGGAGCAGAAGACGCUGCUCAGACAGCAGCUGGAUGAGCUGAGGGACGAGCUGACGUCCAAACUCAACGCAGCCAAUGAGGAGGUGUCUCGGCUGCAGGGGGAGGUGCAGCAGGGGGAGCAGGACAUUGGAUCAGCUGAGGGGCAGAUCUCCACCCUGAAGGAGGCACAGGACAAACUGCUGGAGGAGCUGGAUGCUACCAGGGCCAGGCUGAGGGAGACCAGCAACCUACUGACUGCGCUGCAGGGAGAGUUGGAGACCCAAAAGCGUCAGCAUGAAGCCAAACUCAUCACCACCAAAGAAGAAGAAAAACACAAGAUGGACAAGAUGGCUCUGGAGCUGGAGCUGAAAUGGACAGAAACACUCAGGCAGGAGUGUAAGAAGCUACGUGAGGAGCUGAGAGAGGAGCACGAGGAGGACAAGACCUCGGCACUGACUCAGCUGGCACAAAGCAAGGAGCAGGAACUGAGCAACGCCAGGGAGAGCUGGCAGAGGAAAGUGGAGGACCUGCUGGAACAGAUAUCCUUGUUGAAGCAGAGCCUGGAGAUGCAGCUGUCCCAGUCGCAGUCGUCGCUGCAGCAGCUCCAGCACCAGUUUAGCCAGGAGAGAGAGCACCUGAGGAUGCAGCUGGACGAGCUGCAGACGGAGCAUCAGAGGCGACAGCAGCGUCUGCAGGAGGUCCACUGCUGCGCCAUGCAGGACAUGGAGCACGCCAGGCAACGCGACCUGAAGGAGCUCGAGGAGCGUCUCCGCCAUCAUCACCAUGCAGAGCUGCAGUCUCUCAGAGAGGCUCACCGUCAGAGCAUCGAGACGCUCAAACAGCAGUCUGAACAAGAGCUGCAAACACUCCGCUUUGAACUGGAGGACGAGGGCAAAGCCAUGCUGGCCUCUCUGCGGUCAGAGCUGAACCACAUCCACGCAUCAGCCAUCGAACACCUGAGACAAACUCACCAACAGGAGUCGGCUGCUGCUAAGGCGGAUCUGGAUAAAACUCUGGAGAACAACCGGACACAGGAGCGCGAGCUGCUGGGUCGGAUCUCUGAGCUGCAGGAGGAGGUGUCCAGGAGGAAGAACCACAUCGCUCAGCUGGACCACCAGAUCCACACGCUCAACGAGAACAUCAGCACUCUGACUAAAGAACUGGAGCUGAAGGGCAAGGAGGUGCUCAAGAUCCGCAGUGAAGCCAAUCAGCAGAUUCGGGCUCAUGAACAGGAGCUAACGAAGAGGCACGAGCGGGAGCUGGCCGAGCUGAGCGCCGUCCACAGCAGAGAGACGCAGAACAUGCUGUCAGACUUCAACAAAGCCCAGGAAGUGCUCAAAGACAAGAUCUCCGCCCUUCAGAUACUGCUGGAAGGAACAGAGGAGAAGUUUAGGAACAGAGAGAGUCGUCCUGAGGAUCUGCAGAUCAUCGCUGAGCUGAAGGACAUGGUCUCUGAGAGAGAAUCUCUUGUCAAGAAGCUGGUGGAUGAUAAGAAGUUCUACCAGCUGGAACUUGUCAACAGGGAGACCAACUUCAACAAAGUGUUCAAUGCCAGCCCUAACGUAGGAGUCAUCAACCCACUCAUUAAGCAAAAGAGAAAGAAUGAGAAAACUGCAGCCAGCAGAUUCAGCAGCUCUCCCAAUCUCAGGGCUCUGGAGGCAGCAGGUAGGGGCCUGGGCGUGGUGGGUACAGGGAGUGGGCAGCCCCCGCAGCCCCCGCAGCCCCCGCCCCCGCCCCCAGCCCCGCCCAGCCGCCUAGAGCCCAUCCCCAACUCCCCCCUCCACCACCUGGAGCUCAACUCCAGCAAACCUCUUGCCCCGCCGACCCCUCCCACCGAACCCAAGAAAUUCCUGAGCCCUCCUGAAACUAAAGACUCCACCAUCGACUCCCCGGACGCCCAGCGCCAGGAGUGGUUCGCCCAAUACUUUUCCUUUUGAUCGACCACAAACCUGCAAACACAAGGAUUCAGCAUGUCAACCAAACUUAAAGAAAAAAAAACGGAGAAAAAAAACACUGAAAAAAAGCGAAAAAUUGUUAAAACUCUUUGUUAUUUAUUGUCAUUGAUAGGUCUGGGGAUCAAUUCACUUUAGAUUCAGUCAACUGAAACUGUACUCCAUGGUUUAAGAAUGAACUCUCAUUGAUGUGUCAAUGACUGCACAGAACUUGAUGUCAUUACUCUUCACUUUCGUAAAAAUGUAACGGUUCUCCACUCGCUGUCGUCGUUGACUGAGGUGAAAGUGAAUUGAACCCGACCCUGACGUCAAAUGUCAUCACUCUGAUCUGAUUUGAUUGUUUGAUUCUCUCUGAUUGUUUCACUGUGGAUGAGUUUCUCUCUUAGUACAGUGACAAUGAUCAUCAGUAUGUUUGAUGUUUAUUUCAUUUCUUUACUUCCUAACUUAUUUUGCAGUUUCUUGGAACUAGAAAAAUAAAUGAGUGGUGCAUUAUCAUGCUGCUAAUUGCCAUUGUUGGACUCCAGUAAGAAAUAUAUAUAUAUAUAAAGAACUAUAUGGUAGGUUAUUGUGCUCUCUCUGUACGUGGGCCCACUGCAUACAGCAUCUUAGACUAGGAGGGCUGAUCUAAGACCAGUUUGCCUCCUCAUUUAUGGUGACAUUUACAUGAACCUGAUCCUAGAUCAGUUACACUUCUCUGACAUGCUCCAUGAAUACAGGCUCUGAUUUUAGGACGGCACCAUCAUGGCAAGUUUGUUACAGCUGCAUAGAAGUUUCAGCAGAUUUUGGUAGAAUAUUAAAACCUGUUUGUAUGGUUGUCUGUCUCAACACAGAUAUAAUGAUGUCUCACCAAUUUUAAAAACAAAAAUAGCAUAUUUUAUAUUUAUAUUAUAAUGUGUAUGCUUAAUAAAUAAUUAUUGUGACAUUUA